AUGGCAUCCUAUCGUCCGCCCAGACAACAGGCCCGUCCCUAUCGCUAUGAUGAUGAAUUCCAAGGGCCAGAGCCUGGGAGAUCUUCUGAUCCUUACGAUGAACGAGAUGCACCACAGCCCCGUAGAGUCAGAAGAGAACCGGCCAUGGAGGCGCCAUCUGGAUCACCACCUCGCCGUUACAAGUCAGAAAGGAGUCGCCGCCCAAGGAGUUCUUCAAGGCCGACUUAUCCUGACAUGACGGACGGCCGAGCGCCCGAUCCCCGUUCUCGACCCCGCAGAUAUGAGGCAGAUCGUCGGGGUCGUAGUGCAGGACCUGACCGUCAUUCACGAGAUCUCAGCCCUCCGCCUUUCGGGCCACCUCCGGACUCGCCACGCCGGAAAGCCAGAUCAGCUCGUCCAGAUCGUGACUCUCACCAUGGUGAACGAGAGUACCGCACAUCUUCAAGAGAGCCGCGGCCAGGCAGGGAGCGCGAUAUCCCCAUUCGCAGCAAGCGGGGCUCACGAGCUGACAGGGAUCAUCGAUCCGAUCGCGAAGCUCCGUCCUCGAAUCCUUACGACCGCGAACCAUACGGCCGAGGCGCACCAGUGCGCACACACCCAGAUGAAUCUCGAGAACAACGACGGCCUAAGACUUGGGCUCCUGACCCGGUCUCGUCUCGCCGUGAUGGGAAAUCUGUACCGCCAUCUCCCCGAUCGCGUUCUCGAGGCAAGGGAAGAAGGUCAAGGUAUGCAGAAACUGACUCGGAUUCGGACGAUGACCACUACGCUGCUGGGGCCGCCGGAGUAGGAGCUGCCGGGGCCGCUGCCGCUGCGGGUCGUCGACGGCCAAGCUCACAAACAAGAGACCGCCGUGGACGGCCUUCUGGUCAGUCACCAACACGAGGUCGACCGCCUACUACACAGAGCACUCGCGGGCCCCAAACAGGCCGCCGUAACUCUAUGCCUGCUACUACCAAGGCUCGCGCAGCGGCAUGGUGGCAGAACCCUUUGGUUCAGGCCGGUGCUCGUACUGCUUUCACUGCUGGUGCUCAAGCUGCAAUGAAGUCAGGUCAUGAAUCAGGACCAUGGCUGGGCCCCAAAGGUGCUAAGGUCGCGACCGCCGCUCUUGGUGCAGCCUUAGUUGAUGGUUUCAUGGGCCAGAAACACCCCGAUAGUACAAGACAAAAGCUUAUGAGGCACGGCGUUGACCUGGCUGCAGCCCAGACUACAAAGGUUCCUGAACAUCAUGGCCGCUCUCGGUCACGACAUGGCCGUCGUUAG
This is a messenger RNA of Fusarium sp. VM40, 1260 nucleotides long. The record is from the annotation of a GenBank genome assembly. Lineage: Eukaryota; Fungi; Ascomycota; Sordariomycetes; Hypocreales; Nectriaceae.